AUGGGUGUCCCCUUCGAAGCUCUUAUCCCCUAUGGGAUCAUUAUCGCUAUGUUCGGCGUUACCGGUGCUGGUCUCACUGCCGCUAAAUACUUUGGCAAUGAAGGAAAGAAGGCGCGGUGGAACAAGGAUCUGUGGGAUAGAGUAAUGAUGGAGAGAGAUUUGCGAAUCACAGGGACCUUGCGCGGCCAGUCAUCCAAUGCCGUAGCACCCAAGGGCUUCGACGUCAGCAACCCAUGGAAGCUUGAAAAACGGAUUUUCUAA
Messenger RNA from Aspergillus clavatus NRRL 1, 261 nucleotides. Its product is annotated as NADH dehydrogenase [ubiquinone] 1 alpha subcomplex subunit 1. The record is from RefSeq and is a predicted model, not a curated record. Lineage: Eukaryota; Fungi; Ascomycota; Eurotiomycetes; Eurotiales; Aspergillaceae. The transcript has 4 exons. Bases 1 to 261 code for a protein of 86 amino acids.